Molecule: messenger RNA, 1019 nt
Organism: Thlaspi arvense
Lineage: Eukaryota; Viridiplantae; Streptophyta; Magnoliopsida; Brassicales; Brassicaceae
Source: the annotation of a GenBank genome assembly
AUGUUUACGGCUUCGAGCGAGGGCGGUGAUGAUGGCGAUAUCACCAAAUUUGGAGAUUCGACGGACUUGGUUGUUAGUCCUCUGGCGAAGAAGCCGAGGCUAGAUCUGAAAGUGGAGGCGGAGGCGGAGGCGAAGGUCGAACCAGAAGUACGAAUUCUCCGGCGACCGGAUCUGAGCGACCCGGAUUAUAAGAGACAGCGAGAGAUGUAUUUUGAGCAGUAUGAAAAGAGCGAGGGUUACGAUGUGGACUGGGAUAGUAUUACUUACGACUUCGCUGCCGUCAAAUUCGAAUGGGGAGGAGAUUUCGAUGAUGUUAUUAGCAACGAUGAGUUACUCAAACGUCUCAUAGAGAGUGCCAUCGGAGAAGAGAACGAAGAAAACGGAACACAACUCGAGUUUGUCAAGUAUGUGAGCGCAAAUGUAAUAGGCGUCCAAGGUUUUCUGUUUUUUAUAACAUUUUGGGCCAAAGAUGUUUCCUCACCAGAUCCAGAGCCAAAGCUUUACCAAACUAAGGUGAGGAAGUUUAUGGAUGAGGACAUUGUGGUUGACUUCAGGCUAAGGCCAACACAAGAACUAUUUGGAUCUAUUCUUACACUAAACAUGUAAAAAUGGCUUCAUCUCCUCUUCUAAUCUCCUCUUCUUCUUCUUCUCCUGGGCAUGUCAGUGUCUUUUAAACCAAUUCAGGCUAAGGCCAACACAAGAACGAUUUGGAUCUAUUCUCACACUAGACAUGUAAAUGGCUUCAUCUUCUUCUUAUAAUCUCUUUUUAUUCUUCUUCUCCUGGCCAUGUGAUUACGACGUCAAUGAACUCCUUGUGUGGAAUCAUUUUUUUUUUUUACUUCUUACGCAACUUUAAUGUAAUGCCCUUAUUAAAAUUAACGUGUUAAGACUUCAAUAACUACCAGCUUAGCCCAUAGGCAGAAGCUAAACAUCAAAUUCCAAGUCAAGGAAUCCAGCAUUGUUAUUAGAUUUAUUUUAAAUAGUCAAAUAUAUAUUGGAAGAAGUUUUGUUGAUCUUUU